This is a messenger RNA of Aegilops tauschii subsp. strangulata, 1629 nucleotides long. RefSeq names its product NDR1/HIN1-like protein 12. Lineage: Eukaryota; Viridiplantae; Streptophyta; Magnoliopsida; Poales; Poaceae. Gene Ontology annotation, biological process: defense response to other organism. The record is from RefSeq and is a predicted model, not a curated record. Gene Ontology annotation, cellular component: plasma membrane; plasmodesma.
UCUCUGAUCUCUGAGGCGAGGAGGCAAUAAGCAUAUAAAUUAUUCCUUGCGCCCUCGCGCCUCGGCAAUCUCUGAGGUGAGGUUUGCUUUAUACUUUGCUUUGAUCCAUCCAUACUCCAAACAGGCAGCAGCACCACGUCCACGUCUUAAAUAUUCUUCUUCUUCCUCCUCCGGCAAGAUCAGAGUAUUAAGAUCAAUCAUAUUCAUAUUUCAUAUGAGCUCCGGAGCUGCUGCAGCCAAGCCACGUACGCACGAAUGCCGCCGCAGCCGCAAACAGGAACAGCAGCGGCGGCAGGAGGUCGCAUCGCGCAGCGCACCCGGGACAGCUGCGUGGCCGUCUUCUGCAGCAGGCUCUGCUCCCUCCUCCUCGCCGUCAUCCUCGUGGCCGGCGUCGCGCUCUUCGUGGCCUGGCUCAGCCUCCGCCCACACCGCCCGCGCUUCGCCCUCGCCUCCUUCUCCCUCUCCGGCCCGGUCCCGGGGGGGCAGGCCGCCUUCAACGUGUCGGACCGCAACCCCAACCGCCACAUCGGCAUCUACUACGACGGCGCCACGCGUGCCUCCCUCCGCUUCUACGACGCGCUGGUCGCCUCCGGCCCGGCCUUCCCCGCCGGCUGGUACCAGCCCAACAUGACCACCAUCUCCAUCGCCGGCGUGCUCGACGUCGUCGGCCCCACGCCCGCCGACCCCGCCGCCUGGCACUCCUUCUCCGCCGCGCUCCACGCGGGGCGGCUCCCCCUGCGCCUGGAGCUCACCUUCACAGGCGUCCGGUUCAGAGUCAGCAGCGUUUUCCACUCGGGGCGGCAGAGGAUGCAUGUCAAGUGCGACCUGCUCGUGGGCGCCGACGGCAACCUGCUCGGCGAAUCCGUGGGGACAUCCUGCGACAGAUACUUUUGAAUUCUGAUUACUUAGUACUAGUAGAUUGUUGUUGGAGGCUUGGAGCUCGAUCGAUUUUUAUUUGCUAUAUAUACUAUAGUACAAGGACCAACCGAAAGCUAAUUAAUUCGUCCGACCAUGAUUUAUUGAUCUUCCAUGCAUGCAUGCAUGAUGUUGUUCGUUCGGAAAAGAAACAAGGUGUUUUUCUUUUUCUUUUUUGAACCUUUAUUACUUAGGUAAUUAUAAAAGGAUCAAAGUUUUUACUUCGUACACCAACUUUUCUAAUUUUUGGUCUAAGUUGUCUUGUCUUUUCCCAAGAUAUAAGAAAGUUAUAUAUCAGAUCAACAACUGUAUUUAGCUGGCUAUGAGAAGUAUGCCAAACGAAAUGGCUUCACACACGACACGGACUGCACGAUCUGCGAACGAUACGCAGUGUGCAUGCAUCAGCUAACAGAAAAACCAACUCCCUCCUGGAUGUACGUGCGCUGCUGUGCUGCCACAUGGGAUCGUGCAUAUGUCGGCUGCAAUUUCAUUGUGUGUAUAGCAUCGCUCUAUGCCAAAUAUGUUUUCCAGAUGGAUUUAUUCUACACCUUAUAUUAAUGUUUUCUUUACUAUUUAUUACUUUACCUGUGCUAACUUUUAGAUUUAAAUACUUUAAAAUUUCAAUGAUUAAAAAGUGGACCCUAUACCAAUAAUACACAUUUUUUUAAUAUUAAUUAGGUUAAUAUGAUAUUAGGCGAAUGCGGUGGAUUAGGU